AAUUAUAAGUAGAGCAACACACCCUAUUGUAGAGUCUUCAGAUAAGGAAGCACGUUGUUUUAGCUUUGACAGAUCAUAGCAGCUUACAAUGGACUUUCAACAACAGGUUGAUGGAAUUGUAUCCACCGCUCAAUUCGGAGACUUGAUAGAAUUUAAAUACCCCAUAGGAUACUCACAUUGGGGUGUAUAUGAUGGAGAUGGAUAUGUGAUCCACUUUUCAGUAGCAGAUGAGAGCCAGUUGAUGAGUAACAUCCGCAAUUACCUGCAAACAGCCUUCCCAGUGUGUGGCGACCUACUUCUAGGGGAGACCCAAAUCCGAAGGCAGCCCCUUGCUGAGGUUAAUGUUCCUAAAGGAGCCCGUAUCAUUAUCAGUAACAGCCGCCAUGUCGACAACUCAUCAACUGAAAAAGAAAUGAGGAGCCGGCGUGAUGCUCUGCUCAACAAGGUGUUACCCUACCGACUAUUCACCCUGAACUGUGAACAUUUUGCCUCAUUUGUACGAUAUGGACAGGCUGUGUGCAACCAGAUUCCUGCAAGAGCCAAGAACAAGGAGUGUGAGGAAGCAACAGAAGUGUUCCAAGAUAUUGAGUCAUCGUACAAUAUUUCAAGGGCAUUAUGGUAUUAAAAAUUAACAUUAAAAUACUUUCAAAACUGUAGCAUAAAUGAUUGAGGUAUAGGCCAACUAAAUAACAUUUUAUACUGUGGAAGUUAAUAGGGUUUCAAUGGUUCCAAAAUAUUGAAUAUGUAUGUAAUAUAGGAACAAUAUGUGGACAAGUCAAGUAAAACAAAUGGGAAACUGUUAAAGCAAGCACUCUUUUAAGCCACAUAAGCCUACUGUAUUUAUGGUGUUCAAUAUUUCCAUAUAAACAUUUAUAUUGGCUUAA
Messenger RNA from Osmerus eperlanus (European smelt), 884 nucleotides. RefSeq lists its product as uncharacterized. Lineage: Eukaryota; Metazoa; Chordata; Actinopteri; Osmeriformes; Osmeridae. The transcript is spliced from 4 exons. Gene Ontology annotation, cellular component: cytoplasm. Gene Ontology annotation, biological process: N-acylphosphatidylethanolamine metabolic process. Gene Ontology annotation, molecular function: A2-type glycerophospholipase activity; glycerophospholipid phospholipase A1 activity. Bases 89 to 625 code for a protein of 178 amino acids. The record is from RefSeq and is a predicted model, not a curated record.